This is a messenger RNA of Racocetra persica, 372 nucleotides long. NCBI's taxonomy places the organism in Eukaryota, Fungi, Glomeromycota, Glomeromycetes, Diversisporales, Gigasporaceae. The record is from the annotation of a GenBank genome assembly.
AUGUUUACUGAGCAAGGCUCGCUCACACCACAAACUACACGCCUAACUUCCUCUGCCGUAAGAUGUCCAAAUUGCCUUGAUCCAUCUCCAACAGUAUUUCUUAAUAAAUACCAAAAUAAGCUUUCAGUAUUCUUUAUUCCCGUUUGGUGGUUCAAACCAAAAUUUCUUUGGAUUUGUGAACGAUGUAAAUGGACUGGAGAUACGAAGCCUAAUGACGAACAGGUUCGACAGAGAGAAGAAGCGGAGUUGACGUUACGACAACGGCAACCUUUACCAACUUGGGGAUUGAGAAAGUGUAAGACUUGUGAUAUGGAGGUAAAGCUUUCAAAUGAUCACGCGACUACGGUUAUACAUCGUGCUAGAAAGACUUUC